GCAUAUCUUUCCCAACAGGAAGUUUGCUUUGUCAUCCAUCUGCUUCUCGGAAAAGGCAUCAAUGAACUCAUGUUGUCAACAAGAAGAGGUGUAAGAGCUUUUCCGUCUUUCGUUUAGUCAGUGUGUCUCAGCGACAUCACAAACAGCUUUUAUUUCUCACAGCAGCGGAUCCCCAGCAUGUGCAGAGUCAAAUAAGCAAAGUGAGGAAACAGCUCAGUCCUCUGCCGCCUCUCAACAGGAAGGAACAGCUUCUGAAAUGUGACUUGCCAAAGCCUUACCACCUUUUAUCUUCAGUACCUCUUUAAGAGCCACGACAUCUUUUGUUCUAAGGAGUCUACGGAAAUAUGCUCUGCAUGCUGCUACAAAGGGGGAACUAGUGCUCAUUCUCCUUAUGCCGCCCCUCCUCUUCUGAAGAACAAGAUCCCCUUCAAAACCCAACCUCCCCUAACCUCUCUACUUUCCACGUUGUCUGCUUGGUUUUAUUUUGCCACAAACUGCUCGGAUGAGUGCAGGUGGUUCUCAGUGUGCUUGUUGAGACAGGACGGAGAGCGUAAGGUCCUUGCUGGUCAUGGGAUGCUGCAGCGUGACUCAGAGGCAUACGGGAGUGGACGAAGUGGGUCCAGAUGAAAUUGAACUGUUGGAACUCUCUGGAGACAAUUUGGGAGUAUGGAGUCUGAGCGAAAACAGAGUUCAGCUGUCGGUGAGGAACAGCAGAGAUGAGCAGCAGCUGCCAUGCACAGCCUCAGUGCGACACCUGGAGCAGGAGGUGGUGCUGUGGGGCAGGACCAGAGAUGAGCUCCACCACAGGAUUUACUCUCAGCAGCCGAUCAGGGGCUGGGAGGGCCAACCCGCUCAUGUCUACGGAGAGGUCAUCCACUCCUCUGUGGUGUCUCUCUACAACAACUAUUCAGAGGAGCAAAGUGAACGCUUCUUGUUGUUGUUCCCUUUUCACCUUUUAAUCCUCUCUCUGGAUCACUCCCAAGAAGACUUCAUUUACGAGGGUGUACUUCCUGUUUCUGGCCUGUCUGUUCAAGCCGUAUCCCUGCAGCUGGAUGUGUCACAUCCAACACACAUGUUUGAGAUCACCAGUGCAAUGAUGGACACCAAGGUGUUCACAUGUGCCAGUGCAGGAGAGUCACAGAGAUGGAUUCAGCACAUAGAAGACCGGAGAUAUGAGUCCAUGAUGCAACCCAUGAGUCCCUCCCAGUGUGCUCUCUCUUAUCUUCUGCCUUGUGAUGAAAACUGGAAAAGAGAGGAGCUGAAGAAAUAUCUAAUGCAGGCUCCUAUAUGGAACUGGGAGGGCUCACCCAUUCACCACAUGGGUCAGCCUGGACACAUCUCCAUUGUUCACAUCAUCAACACUCAAAGACAGGGUCUCCAAGAAAGACUGAUGAUUCUCUUUCCUCAAGAUCUCCUGCUACUUUCUGUGGACAGUAAGCGGCUGCAAAUAAAAUAUGAGGGCAGGUUGGCUAGACAGAGCAUCAAAGCAGUGGAGCGCUCAGCACUUCCUGGACGCUUAGAGUUUGAACUAAGAGGGGAGCUGCUGGAGACGCUGCAGGUCUCCUGCACCUGUGUGGAGGAUUAUCAGGCCUGGAUUUUUCAUCUGCAGCAGCCAGACAGAGACAGCCACAUUAUUAUGAGUCAGCCGCCUCCUCCCUUACUGCCAAAGCUGCAGAGGAACAGGAAGGAGUCCCAGGAGCCGAUUUUAGCAGGCGACCAGUGUCACAUCAACGGCAGGAGCUGACCUGCAGGUCUCAGGAAAAUCUUUAAAACUGGACUGUUCAAUACAAAUCCAAAUCAACUUUUAGAUAAAGUAUUUAUUACUUGGAUGUUUGCCAGGAUAAGGGUGGAAAGUUCUUGUCCUAAUUUAGAUAUAAUUCACUGAGUUGAUUAUUUGUAAGUACCGGAAAAGAAAGUCUGGUCUAUUUCAUGUGUGAACAGACUGAAACCAGGUCAUGACCUGGUUUAAGAGGAAGGACGGUAAAUACAUAGAGCAGAAAGCCAGGGCUGAAAAUAUUGU
Messenger RNA from Gambusia affinis (western mosquitofish), 2020 nucleotides. RefSeq lists its product as uncharacterized. Bases 569 to 1744 code for a protein of 391 amino acids. The transcript has 11 exons. The record is from RefSeq and is a predicted model, not a curated record. Lineage: Eukaryota; Metazoa; Chordata; Actinopteri; Cyprinodontiformes; Poeciliidae.